Talaromyces atroroseus is the source of this 3735-nucleotide messenger RNA. RefSeq lists its product as hypothetical. Gene Ontology annotation, biological process: mRNA export from nucleus. The transcript is spliced from 4 exons. Gene Ontology annotation, cellular component: nucleus; cytoplasm; transcription export complex 2. NCBI's taxonomy places the organism in Eukaryota, Fungi, Ascomycota, Eurotiomycetes, Eurotiales, Trichocomaceae. The coding region runs from base 1 to 3735 and encodes 1244 amino acids. The record is from RefSeq and is a predicted model, not a curated record.
AUGCCUAAACUAGGGAGCGUUUUGGGCGCAACCCGUGGAGGCCACAAAGAUGCACUAACUUCCGGACGCGGUGGACGGCCUCGAGGACAUGGCGCGACUGGAUUUAGAAUCCAGUCAAACCGAGGCGCAGCUCGAGGCCGUGGAAGAGGCCAUGCCCAACUUGGCCGACCUACAACCAGCGUUAAUGGAGCUCAAAUUGAAAAGGAAUCACCAGCCAAUAUUCCCGCUUCAAGUUCACCCUUCGCUGCGAUUAAAAAUGAUGCUUUGGGGGGCUUUGGCCCUACAGCCUCGUCACCUGUUGACGGGUCGCAAAGCUCUUCCGUAUUCGGGAAGCCGUCGUUCAAUCCAGGAAGUAUGACCUCGAAUGGGUUCGGAACACCUUCUAUCGCACACCAACCGAAGGGAAAUGUUAAUCAGCCAAAGAGGGAGCCUCGCCGUAAGGCUAUUUCCCAAGGACGCUCCCCCAAUGAACAAAUAGUUGAGCUGAAUCCCACCGGUGGCACGAAAACUGUCGAUUACCAAGAACGCUAUGAGAAGUUGAAACUUGAUCGGGUCAGGCAACGAGAAAAGGCCAUUAAACAAGGUCAAAUGGCCGAUCCUAAUCAACCAACUCUACUAAACAAAGCGAUAACGCCAGUUGGAACGUGUACCACUAUGUGUCCAGAAUUUGAGCGGGUGGAGAGGAUUGUUCAAAAGAUGGUUGAUAAAAGCGAAAAGAGUCUCGAUCCGACCACCAACUCACUUGAAGUCCGAGAACUCAAAAUGCUGAAAAGAUUUAGGCGGUCUGCAGCAGGCUAUGAUGAACAGCUACCAUCUGAUAUUCGCACACCGAACACUCUGCUUCAAUCCAUGAAUUACCUUAUUCGGCAUGUUGUCAGCGGUCCUGACCCCCUCGGCCUAAUACAUAAAUUUGUGUGGGAUCGGACACGGUCUAUAAGAAACGAUUUUUCUGUCCAACAACUCACAAAAGUAGAGGAUAUAAAAAUAGCGGUAAAAUGUCUGGAACGGAUAGCCCGUUUUCACAUCAUUUCGCUACAUCUGCUUUCCUCCCCCGACAAUGAAGAACAAUUCGACCAUCAUCAAGAACGAGAACAGCUCAACAACACAAUGCUAUCGUUGAUGCACUAUUAUGAUGAUAACAGGGAGCGCAUUGAUUUUCUUAAUGAGCCGGAAUUUCGUGCAUAUUACAUUGUCUUGGCCAUUCACGACCAGCGCCCAGACAUCGAAGAUCGUGUGCAAAAAUGGCCGCAAGAGAUUCUUCAAAGCCCUAAAGUCCAGGUUGCUUUGGAGCUACUAGCUGCUGCAAAUAACUACUGGGAAUAUCAGAUUGUUCUGGACACAACACGGCCAAAUGCAAUCUCUCAGGGAUUCUAUGACAGAUUUUUCGGUCUCGUGGAUUCUCCAUCGGUGUCAUAUUUGAUGGGUUGUGUCGCGGAGAUAUACUUUAAUAAUGUUAGACAGACUGCCAUUCGCACAAUCUGGAAGGCUUAUUGUCGUGUCCCCAUCUCUCAGCAACAUAAGAACGAAGAUUGGACGUUAGAUGAGCUUACUCGUGCACUCUAUUUCGAUGAUGAGUCUCAGGCAGAGAAGUUUUGCGAAGAGCAAGGGCUUCAACUGAUGGAGAGAACUGACGGAUCACUGUAUCUCAACUGGGGGACAAGCAGCAUCGAUAUCGUCGAUUUCGCACCCUCUUCGCGCCAUUCCUUUUCCGAGAAAUAUGUCGAGGUAAAACGUGGUGGUAGAACACUUGCUGCCAUCAUUCUUGGACUGAAUAUCGCGCAGGCGGCUACUCGUGGUAUGAUCGAUACUUCAUUAUUACCUGCCGAUGGUUAUGGGACCCCAAUAGAUGAAGAUGACAACGAGCUUUUUGUCAGCCAAAACGACCAGCCUCCGCAUGCAGGAACAGGCUUGUUUCAGGAUCACUCAGAGCCCUUACUGCAACCUGCGACUGGAGAGCCUGCUGCAUUGGUGACAUCUGACAAGCCUUUUGGGUUAUUCCAACCACCUGCUGUGUCCGUUGGAACAGUUCAAACAAGUCCAUUCGUCAAUAUACCCUCUUCGGAUACCCCCGCCAAACCUCUUCUUGCGACCAAUUCCUUGUUUAGUGCAUCGACCCAUACAUCGGCCUCGGGCCCCUCGCAGUCACCAUUUUCUCAAAUAUCUGCUUCAACAUCGGCUCCUUCUCAAGGAACGAUAUCCGCCAACACGUCACAGCCACAAUUCUCAUGUGCAGCCUCAACUCAAAGUUCAUCUAUAAAUCCGACUACAUUAACGGCGACUGCACCUGUUGAACAACCCAAGCCAACGUCCUCAUGGGCUUCCUCUUCUCGGACCUCAGCCAACAUUUUCAAGACACCCGAUCUCUCGACAACCACUGUGGAAUUGAAGCCGCAGUCCUCAUUCUCAACCUCCCCGGUAACAACGCCGCUCUUUCCUGCUCAAAACUCUACACCGGAAGCCCCUCCGUUCAGCACAUAUGCUGAAACUUCAAAGCCGCUCUUCUCAUGGCAACCAAAUCCUCAGAUUUCAGAUCCAGCUUCCAAAGCCCCUGAUCUUUUAGCAGCCACCAAUGAUGUAAAACCGGCACCCGUAUUACCGUCAUCACCCUUCUCCUUUCAAACGUCAAACAUCAAAGUUUCUCCGACGAUAUCAGAAGUAGCAUCAGACUCGAUCUUCUCCAAGUCACUGCCAUCUCAAAAUUCACCCGUGACGCUUAGUACUCCCGCGCCUAAUGGCUUAUUUUCGCGGCAGAAACAGCAAAUAGAGCAAACAACUUCCCAUGUCGAAACGGAAGACAAAGUCUCUUCAAAAACGCAGAUGACAUCACAGUCACUGCCUUCUUCUGCCUCGAAUGCCAAUUUGGUAACGAAUUCCAAUCAGGAAUUCACGAGCGUGGAAUCUGCUGUUGAGUUGCAGCAAGACCAACCCCUAGUUGAUGACUCACGUGCAGAUAGCGUCUUACCGGUCACUGAACCUUUACCCAGGCCGGAAAGCUCAAUUGAUGACUCAGAUUUUCGCAAGUCGUGGAUUGAAACUUUGAGGCAAUCAGCAAUAGAUAAUCGAACAUCUCAAGUCAAUAGGAAGCGGCCACUGGAAGCUGAAAAAGAGGAAAUAACACAACCUCGUGAAAAAAAAACAGUGCCUGUCGACAAGCCGAAAGUAAGACGUGAGAAGGUUGUCAAAUCAAAAUCGAAGCCUCCGCCUGGGAAGCAAAAGAAACAAUCACUUGCUCUAGCAUCCAUCGCGCCACUUCCGACGCUUCCAAUCCUCGAGAAAGUCAAGCAACUGACCCAGGUCAAGGAGCCUGUCCAAGAUGAAACUGUGUCAUCUAGAAGAUCACAAAUUGACGAGGAUGAAAUGCUCCUCUCGGCUGCCCGUAUCGCGGCAGAACAAUUGAAAAGUGGUCCGAAGCUCCUCGGCAAAGCUUCCGAUUAUUCUUACGUGGACCCCCUCCGUUCUUCUACAUAUUUUGGAAGGAGUCUUGAUUCUGGAUCUCGUACGUUAUCAUCAUCAGAGUCAUCAUCAUCACCUCAUGCCUGUAUCAAUGGUUACGAUCUUGCACUGGCGCCUGAAACGCCGCUUGGUCUCGGUCGUACUCUAUCUCGCACCGAGCAACGUCUAAGGUUCACCGGAGGAAAGGGCCUAGCAUAUAAGCCACUUCAACUGACACCAGAUAAAGACAAGUUAACUAAAAAAUCGGACAAAAUUAAAUUCGACUUGAGCUCGGACUCUUGA